This is a messenger RNA of Zootermopsis nevadensis, 1842 nucleotides long. RefSeq names its product mpv17-like protein 2. Gene Ontology annotation, cellular component: membrane; mitochondrion; cytoplasm. Gene Ontology annotation, biological process: mitochondrial ribosome assembly. The record is from RefSeq and is a predicted model, not a curated record. NCBI's taxonomy places the organism in Eukaryota, Metazoa, Arthropoda, Insecta, Blattodea, Termopsidae.
UUCCAAAUGUAACCACAAAGUGCUCCGUUGAAUGGAGUAUCGGUCAGUUAAUAUAGUUAGAACUGGGUCUGCAUUGUGAAAAGUACAUGCAUUCAUGCACUAAUUUCUUCCUGAAAAAUAUCGCGUAAUAACAGCUGCACAAAAUAAAAUAUGCCGCUGCAAACUGAAAAUAAAUUAUAUUCUGUGUGUUAUCACUGCAGUGACAAUGCGGACACGACGAUAAAUUAACAAGAAAAACCUGCCUGGAAGUGAAAUUAUAUAGGUCACUAUGAAAGGAAUACAAUUUCGGAUAUAUUAUUGAUUAAUAUUAAACUAUUAUCAUGUACUCCUACUUCAGACUCUUACACAGCCUGUCAAACAAGAAUAACUGCAAAAUACACACAAAAGUAAAAGGCAUGUUCAAUACAAUAUUUGGAAAACAUUUGGUUUUGACAAAUACUAUUUCCUGUGGAGUACUUAUGGGAGCUGGAGAUUUAAUUCAACAAGAAAUCGAAAGAUACAGAAAUGUAAAUAGCAAACCUUUUGAUUGGAAAAGGACAGGUCGUAUGUUUGUUGUGGGCCUUACUCAGGGCCCACCACAGCACAUCUUUUAUAAAUUCUUGGACCGGGGCCUUCCAAGACGAGAUUUUAGAAGCAUAUCAAUUAAGAUCAUCAUAGAUCAGCUAAUAGCAUCACCAGUCUGCAUCUGUAUAUUCUUCUUUGGAAUGGGGUACCUUGAGGACCAGACAUGGGAUGAAAUUAUUUCAGAAUCAAAGAAGAAAUUUCUAACUGUUUAUUUGGUAGACUGGUUAGUCUGGCCACCGACUCAGGUUAUAAACUUCUAUUUUCUGAAACCGAAGUAUCGGGUUAUGUAUAUCAACAUAAUGACGAUGCUGUAUGACGUGUUCCUCUCCUACAUAAAGCACGAUGUAUAAUUCUCUCUAAGCAAAGAUUUUUGAGAAUGGAGUUCUGAGGAGAAUAACUGAAGCUAUGAAAGAGGAAACAGAAGAGAACAGAGAAAAUUGCAUAAUGAAGAACAUAAUUUGUGACCUACACACAUAACUGGUAAGGCACCUAAAUCAAAUAUAAUGAAAUGGGUGGAACAUGUAGCAUGCAUAUAAAAUUUUGGUCACCAAAACCUGAAAGGAAGAUGUUAACAUGGACAGCGUAGUAUAUGCAUAAAUUAUAAUUUAAUAUUACUGGUGGGAAUAUGAGCUGACAGCAUUAUAACUUGUAGAUUGAUACUAGUGUUUCAGAAAAGGCUACUAUCCAUAUUCAGGGCUGAAGAGGUUCACUACAGAAGUUCUGAGGUUCUUGUCGCAGUGAACGUGUCAAUGUUGGUCUUUUGGGAAACAACAUCCUGAACAUGGUGACAGUAUGUUCCUCCAAAAACAAUGGUAUUUGUCUACAAGUCCAUAUGGCAUUACAACCCAAAAGACCAGCAAUGACAACACAAGGAACACACAGGUGAUUGGUCACAAAUAACUUACGAUUCGCAAAAUUAAACAUUUUCACAGCAAAAUUUAUGUAAUAGUGAGGACCAGCACACUGAUUGCUGUAUUAUUAAGACAAUGUUCAGGCAUAAUGCAAGAAACUGCUGGUUAUACCAUUUACUUAUAAUUCAUCAUGUUAUCCUCUGCCUUCAUAAUGGUUUCCCAACCAAAAUACUAUAUGCAUUUUAUGUUUUACCCAAGUCACACGUUUGAUCUCUAUUUCACUUUAGUAACAAUAGUUCGUUAAUUCAGUCAAUAUUUGUCAAAAUGUCAAAUAAUAGCAUACGAACCACAUAGUGUAUUUUCUGUGUGAUAACAGCCAUUGUAACAUUUGUAAUAGUGUAAGAUUACAGACCUAUAUCCAUGUUUA